AAAGGAGUUAUCCCAUUAUUACCCUUUUCUUUCUUUCUUUCUUCCUUCUUUUUUCUUUUUCAAGUAUCUUCUGUCCUUUCUCAAGUAUCUUAUUCUAUCGAACAAAGUUACACAGCAGACUGUCUCCUAGUCACUAACAACUUUUCUGCAACAAAAUUUUCACAUCCAUGGCUGCUUCUCUGUAAAUCCUCACAUUACUCACUAACAAAUCUUCGUUUUUUCAACACGUACACCUUACAAGAUCCGUAAACGAUUCAAAUUACGAAGAAAGAGUAUGAAAAUUUUGGUGGGUUUUCUGUUUAAUUUGAUUUUGAAUCUUCAAAUUACCACCAUUGAUGCCAGACCCACCAGGUUAAUAUUACUUUCUGAUAUCUCUGUUCAUGAAUCUUCACCUGCUGCUGCUCCCAUCUCUUCAAUGGCGGAUAUCCCUCCCGGAACUCAUACGGAUAUCCAAAUCCACCAAAAUUCAAACAAAAAGCUUGUUAUAGGACUCGUUUCUGCAUCUUCUCUGAUAGGAAUCGUCUUAUUGCCCUUAACCUGUUUGUGGAUAUGCCGCAGAAAGAAACUAUACAAAUCAACCAAUAUCAACACCAGAAGAUUAGAUUCUUUAAAAGGGCUUCCAUUGACUUCAUUCAUCGGUAGAACAAAUACCCACUUUCAACACCCAAAAGACAUCCGUGAAGGAGGAUUCGGAUGCGUCUAUAAAGCUCAACUCAAUGAUAACUUAUUAGUUGCUAUCAAGAAACUCGACAACAAAACUCAAAACUCCAUCAAAGAAUUCCAGACAGAAAUCGAUAUAUUGAGUAAAAUUCAACAUCCAAACAUAAUUACUUUAUUGGGAUAUUGUGUUCAUGAUGAAACAAAGCUACUUGUUUAUGAAUUGAUGCAAAAUGGUUCUUUAGAAUCCCAAUUACAUGGGCCUUCUUGUGGAUCCAAUUUAACAUGGCAUUGCCGGAUGAAAAUUGCCCUAGAUAUAGCAAGAGGUUUGGAAUAUUUACAUGAACGUUGCAAACCAUCGGUGAUUCAUAGAGAUCUUAAAUCAUCAAAUAUACUUUUGGAUUCAAGCUUCAAUGCCAAGCUUUCGGAUUUUGGUCUUGCGGUUAUGGAAGGAGCUAAUAGCAAAAACAUUAAGCUUUCGGGGACAUUGGGUUAUGUGGCUCCCGAAUAUCUUUUAGAUGGGAAAUUGACGGAUAAAAGUGACGUUUAUGCAUAUGGAGUUGUACUUUUGGAGCUUCUACUUGGAAGAAGACAUCUUGAAAAAUUAACAUCAUCAAAGUGCGAAUCUAUUGUCACUUGGGCUAUGCCACAACUAAUGGACAGAUCAAAGCUUCCAAGUGUGAUAGAUCCAGUGAUUAGAGAUAAAAUGGAUCUUAAACACCUUUAUCAAGUGGCUGCGGUGGCGGUGUUGUGUGUUCAAUCGGAACCGAGUUACCGUCCGUUGAUAACGGAUGUUUUACAUUCUUUGGUUCCUCUUGUCCCUAUGGAACUUGGAGGGACACUGAGAGUUACUGAAAGCAGGGUUGUAACAUGAUACUGUUACAAUCCUGUUUUCUUUUCUUACCUAGUGAAGAAGAAAUAGAUUUAAAAAAUGUUUUUUUUUCUUAGUUCAUACUUGUGUUCUUGUAAUUAUAUCCGUUGUGUUAUUUUUUUGGGAAAUUUUGAGCACUAAUUGUAGACGUGGGACAAGAAUAUGAAGACAAAACAAUUUGAUUAAUUAAUUGACAAACAAUAAAAUUAUUAAUUUUUGCUAGCAAUCGACGUGUGAUGCAACAG
This is a messenger RNA of Lactuca virosa, 1773 nucleotides long. The record is from the annotation of a GenBank genome assembly. NCBI's taxonomy places the organism in Eukaryota, Viridiplantae, Streptophyta, Magnoliopsida, Asterales, Asteraceae.